Dendroctonus ponderosae (mountain pine beetle) is the source of this 5765-nucleotide messenger RNA. RefSeq names its product histone lysine demethylase PHF8. The coding region runs from base 42 to 2783 and encodes 913 amino acids. The transcript is spliced from 12 exons. Lineage: Eukaryota; Metazoa; Arthropoda; Insecta; Coleoptera; Curculionidae. The record is from RefSeq and is a predicted model, not a curated record. Gene Ontology annotation, molecular function: transcription coregulator activity; histone demethylase activity. Gene Ontology annotation, biological process: regulation of transcription by RNA polymerase II; protein demethylation.
GUGGAAUAAACUAAACUGCUGAGAUUAAUGAAAACGUCAAAAUGUUACAAGCACAAUACUCUCAAAACCCAUUUUUCGGAAUGGAAAUACCCCAAGGAACAUUUAAUUCAAGUACUGUUAACUUACCAACCGAAUCAGAACCGUCCUACUGCUUGUGUGGCCAACCCUAUAAUUCAGAUAUUUUUAUGAUACAAUGUGAUUCUUGUAAAGACUGGUUUCACAGCACAUGUUGCAACUUCAGGGAAUGGGAAGCAAUCGAAAUAGAUAAGUACCACUGUCCUAGAUGCAGUCCUAUUAUUGGACCUUCAAUAAAUAAAGUAACUCACAACUCUCAUCGACAUGAGUAUUGGGAUAGUAAUGCCUCAAGCAAACCAGUCCAGACAGGAACGCCUGCUUUUAUACAAGAGCUACGUACUCGCCACUUUACACCGGCAGAUGAUAUAUUGGUCAAAGUUAGUGGAUAUGAGCUAACCGAAGAAUAUUUUCGCUCAAAAGGAUUUAACAGCCCUAUAAUCAUUAAUAGUAAAGAAGGGUUGGAUAUGAUUAUGCCCCCAGAAAAUUUUUCCUAUAUCGAUGUGUUAAAAUUGGUUGGAGACGAUAAGGAAAUCGACGUUAUUGAUGUAUGUAGACAGGCCAAUAUUAGAAUGACCUUAGGCGACUUUAUUAAUUAUGUUGCAAGUAGUGGGAGAAAGAGGAUAUUCAAUGUUGUUAGUUUAGAAUUUUCUAACACAGGAAUGACCCAUAUAAUAGAGCCCCCCUUAAUAGCACGGAAAUUGGACUGGGCUAAUUCGGUUUGGCCGGAAAACCUUGAAGGCAGACCUCAAGUACAAAAAUACUGUUUAAUGAGUGUUAAAGAUUCAUAUACCGAUUUUCAUAUUGAUUUUGGUGGCACCAGUGUUUGGUACCAUGUAUUAAGAGGAGAAAAAGUAUUUUUUUUUGUUAAACCAACAGCAGCUAAUUUAACUUUAUAUUCCCAAUGGAUGACAUCAACUAAUCAGAGUGAAACAUUUUUUGGCGAUCAGGUUGAUCAGUGUUACAAGUUUCAUCUUCGUCAGGGGCAAACUAUGCUAAUACCUACUGGGUGGAUACACGCUGUAUAUACUCCAGUAGAUUCUUUGGUGUUUGGCGGAAAUUUUUUGCACAGUUAUAAUAUUAAUAUGCAAUUGAAUUGCUACGAAAUUGAAAAGAAAACCAAGACCGAAAGAAAAUAUUUAUACCCCAGUUUUAUUACAAUUAAUUUCUUUGCUGCUACAAAACUCCUAGAGGAAGUCAUAAAAUUAAACGUGUCUGGAGGAUCUGGGGCACCCGAGACUCUGUUAGUUGGAUUAAAAGCGCUUCAGCAAGCCAUUAAACAGUGGAAUAAUGAGAAAGACUAUAAUGCUAGUAUGCGAGAACAAUUGCCAUAUGGAAUUAAUAUAUCAAAACUUCUAAAGGACAUUGGAAAGGAAAUUAGGCACGCAGAACGAAUAAUAAAUCAUCUGAAUCCGCCAAAACCCGAAAGGGAAUCGAAACGAAAAAGGAAAAAACCUGUUAAUACGGACUUUGUAGAUUAUUCGCUAUCUCCGAAGGGAUUCAGUUUUGACUAUAUGCCAUUACCUUCAGCAGCUUAUAAUCCAUCACCUCCUACUUACUCAAAAACUACUACUAAUAACACGGAUUUAAAAGUAACGCUACCAAAACCAGCUACUUUUCCAUAUGAUAGAUCAGUUUCCAACUCCCAUGAUCCUAAUCAGACUGUUUUUAAUUCACAACCACUACCUAGUAUGGAUAAUAGUCAUUUGUGGAACGUACCAUUCGAAAGACCGCAAGAAACGGUAGCAGAGUACAAAGGGGGAACUGUUUUGAAGUUCAAAUUAGGGGCGAAAGAUUUAAUUUCUCCUGCGAUAGUACAAAAUGGUGUAAAUAUACCAGGCAAUCCUUAUGAUGAUGCUUUUGAGAAUAAAGACGUUUACGAUUUUCACGAUGACAGUGAGAGAGACGAAGACUGCUUUAAUUUUACUAUCGAUGAGAAUCCGAAAAGGAAAAAAGGCCGGAUCAAAACCAAAUUACCUGUGUCAAAACAAUCCAAAAAUCAUAAAAUACCAGUGAACCUCAGUACCAAUGGAAUAGAAUCUCUUCUGCAGGCGUCUCUCUCAGUGCCGAACAGAUCGCAUGGAGGCACGUCGCCUUCAACAUCAGAAGCAAUAGCUGGUAUGCUUUCGAUAAGUCAGAAUUGGACCCCUACGAGUAAGAGUAGACAGUAUCACAAAAGUCCAGAAGAAGAUGUCAGUAAUGUGCAUCAAGAUGAAGAUUAUAUAUACCCGUCUCUGGAUAAUUCUGAUGAUGAAGAUAUCCACAUAUUUAAGCCCAGAGGACGAACUAAAGUAGAUGAAGCUUGGAACCCAAAGGCAAGAGUAGGCCCACUUCUGCCAAAAAUGAACCGUCCAGCUCGAGAAGGUACCAAGAAGCAAGCGGUGGAAAAGGUAUUGGAGGCAGCUGCAGCAAGAAGGUGUAUUGAUAGUUCAGAUAAGAGUUUUCUACCGUCGUCAAAGCGUCAAUACCGCCGUAAAAAGUCAAAACCAAAGAUAGAAAUAAGAAAUCCAUCGAGCCAAACGCCUGGUUCUCAUCUGUUGCAGCCAGGAAGUAGUUUACCCGGCUGUCCGACUCUUAACAAAACACCGAGUUCAUUAUCUUCCAGUUCUUCAGGACCUAGUACCCCUGCAACUUCUAAACCGCGAAAAGGGAUGAAGACUGUUAAACAACGAUUAGGUAAAAUUUUGAAAAUACAUAAGAUGAUUCAUUAAGCCAUUCGUAGUUCUUUAGUUUUACUGGACUCAAUACAUUUGUUUUGGUGAACAAAACUGCUUUGAAUAGCUUGUAUAUGAUUAGAUCAAUCUCUAUCUUGUUCCUGGUAUACAACUAACGAUUAUUACUAUUUGGACAUCUAGUACGUACGGAUGCUCUUAAACAGAUGUGGUUAACGAUUGUGCGCUGCUGACGAAUUCGUCUAUUAAAAACAAUAACAUGACCGAUGUAAGUACAGGUCUAGCGAUAUGCUAAUUUCAGACACCCCUAGGAUCGGUUUCGCGCCUUCAUUAGCUGGGUUUAACCGUAAAAUAACGGUCCCGAAAACUACUUGUAUUUCGCCUAUGUAUUUUGGCAUGGGCGAAUUACAUGUACAUGUUUUGGUAGUGUUGCCCUAUAGGUGUGUAAUACUUAUUCAUUAACAGCUUGUAUACGCAAGAAGUGAAAGAUGAUGGUUUUUCAAGAAUGCGAAGUUUUCAAUUUAUUUGAUUAAAAAUAUAAUUAAUUACACCGAUAUAUUGUCACUGGGCCAUUUUCAGCAUUUUUCCAGCAUACAUGUUUCUUCAGAACUAUUUAUUCUUUGAUUCUUUCAUACUGUCACCAUGACUAUUCAUACAAUUUUGCCAAUCAUUUCACACUAAUGAUUUACACUUUAAAAAGGAAUAUUAAGUCUCCAAUAUGGGCUCCUUGAACAUACCGAUAACACCUGUCCCAUGAGAUUUGGAAUCUUGGCAGGUAUCCUGGCCAAAUUUUUUGCUACCGGUUUUUGGUUUAUUCUGUUUUUCAGAGAUUGAACAAUCUUCUGGCAAGUGUUAAGUUUUGAUUACUAUCUCUGUACUUCACCAUUUAUAGCUUUCGUAUUCAAGAGUAAAAACGUGAUCGGAAGAGGCCGUGCCCGUAAAUUUCUGUAUGAGAGUCCUUCCACUACAUCUGCUCCCCCUUUAGAAAAGCUGUAUAAGCUUAUUAUUUCGGGUAAACUUUUCUCCCCAGUUGUUUCAUCAAUAGCCCCAUCAUGGUGCAUGAUAAACAUUUUUUUGUACUAGAUAAAAGUAUAACGUCUUUUUGGAAGCCAAGUAAAGAGAUCUUUGAUUCUCUGUUCUGAACUGCCAAAAAUUGUAUUGGAAUGCAUCGUUUAUUUUUUCUCACCGUGCCUACUGACGUAAGAUUAUGCUUUUGAUCCCAUGCUCUGAAUGCUUGUUGAGGUGCAUGUACUGUUUGAACUUUGAUCUUCCACGAAAAUAUUCCAAGUUCUCAGAUAUCGAGGAAUUUCAAAAGACCAUGCACAUUGAUGAAUUUCUACCAUCAUGGUACAGACAAUGUUUUUUUUAAAUAUUGUUUCUACCAAUUGAGCUAUGAAGAAAAGUGUGUAACGCAUUUUUCAUUUUAAAUUCGGUGUUUCGAAAUAUCCUAAAUAUGAGCGAAAUAGCGAUAGAAAGCAUUGUAAGCCUUUAACCCCAAAGAACUUAUCUAAAAUUAAACCAUAUAAAAAUGAUUACAAAUUUUGAACUCAUUCGAUUGGCCCGAAUGGACUCAUUAAGUGACAACCGGCACGACUUUUUAGGGGGUGGUCUGAAUCAAUUCUUAACUAUGCAGCAAACAAUUACAAAUCAUGUGAAGUCUUUAACGUUAGAACAUAUUCAAAACAUUUUUAAUUAAUUCAGCCAAACAAAUGCGGUUUUCAAAUAAAAACUAAUUUUUAGUUAAUAUGUUUAUAAUUAGUUUUUGUUGCAAAUUUGUUUACGAAACAAGCUGUUUAAGAGUGAUUUUAUUUUUUGCAUUUCACAAUUUUAUGACUCAAAACUCAGCCGUCUAAAUAUAAACAAUUGAGAUCAUCCCACUUUUUGUUACAUAUAUUCUGAGACAUAUCGUAUAUACUCUUAAAUGCACUCACUGUAAAUGUACGUUUUUGGUGUCAUAUAAUAUACGAAUGUAAUUGAAAAAUCCCUUGAACGAUACUAACUUGGCCUUCUGCAACAGGAACAUACUUAUCUGAACUUUACUUAAAUUAUCUUGACGAUAAGUCAUUGGUUGCAAGUAUCUAUAUGUACGUUACAAAAAAAUUCUUUCGGAUUUGUAAGCAAGCAGUGUGUUUGCUAUGAAACAUAGUUAAAGUUAAAACAUGGUUUUAUAUCGAAUAGUUUGAGCAUAGCAUGAGAUUGAUGUGUGUAGAUAUUAAUUAGGCCCAUCAAAUCUAUCAUGUUAUAUUCUUACAAAUAUUUAAGAUAUGUUGAGUGUUGUUUGAAAAAUUUAAAAAUAUAUGACAACAUACGUUAUUGAAUGGAUGUUAAUGCUCAAAAAGGCUAAUUCAAGUAUAGCGGCUUAUGGUAGGGAUUUAAUGUAAUUUUAUAUUUAGGUGGAACUUUCAUUACACUAAGCCGUUUAAGUUAUCAAAUUGUAAAAUAUAUGUAUGUACAUUGAGCGCUCUUUAGUCAGUACUUUUUCAAUUUCAAUGUUAGCCACUAAAUAUAGUUAUCAGCGAAAGUCUAGAUGUUGAACAAGUUUGUAUAUUUGUGAUACAUUUUUAACGUUCAUUUUUGCUGAAUAUAAGUCAAACAUGAAUUGGAGAAAAUAUAAUGUGUGCACUGCAUAUUAUACUAUUUUUAUAUGAUACUACGUUGUACUUGUAAUAACAUGUAUAGAUGAUUAAAUUAUUAGUUACUAUUAUUUAGUGCUGCAUAUUCUUGUAUUAUAUGUACAUUAUUAUAUCCAAAAACAUUUGUCACUUCCUUUUCUAUGUUGUAAAUAGGACACGUUAGUUUCUGUGAUGUUUGCAAAAUCUUACUUUGCAUUAAUGUCUAUCGGCUAAUAUUUUCAUACUUUUCUUGUCUAUUACUGAGCGCUAUUUUUUUGCCUGUCUUGAGAUUGGUAGCUUUUGAUAACCACACGAAAGGAUAUUAAGAGUUCAGAUACAGCACCUCAAGAACUGGUAUUAUCUAGUUGUAUUCACUGAAUUGAAAAGAAACGCUCUCUUUGUUUAAAAA